AUGGCUCGUAAAAAUGCGUCUCAUGAAGACCUCGAUAUGGAUCAAAUGGCGGAGGCGGAGCUCACUCGGCUGCAGAGGCAAUAUCGCAUUAUGGAAGGCGACCGCGAAGCCUACUCCCAGGAAACGAGAUUGCUGCUGCAGAAGCAGAGGAAUAUGAUAGCAGCACUGGAGAAGGAAAAACAGGAGUUGCUUCAGAAUCUACGACUUUCAAAAUCAACGCUGAAUGAAAUGAGGGACAACAAACUAAAAGCUAAUAUAGCACAGCUGAUUGCAGAGGGCGACAGAUACGAAGCAGAAAUGAAAACAGAAAAGGAACAGCUGUCAGAAAUGCAGUUACAAAUAAACAAAAUUGAGAAAGAAGUCGCCUCACUACGUGUAAAGGAGGCAACGGACAACAAAAACAGCCAUCAGAACAUUCUGCCACAGCAGAUGAGCGCCCUCGAGAACAGGCUGGAUGUGGUAACGGUGAAAUUCAAUAAGAUUCUAGCAGAAAACUCUAAACUACGGGAGGAGAUAAACCAUCUUCUAAAAGAGAGGAAUCACUUCAACAGCCUCUACCAGCAGUUAGUAAGCGAGCUCAACUCUGGAAAGAAGAUAAUGCUCGAUCUCAUAGAGCAAGCGUCUCUUGCAUAUGACCAAAGAGAGGAGGCCCAGAACAAACUGCAGGCUCUGAAGGAGCGUGGGCGGCUGGACGUGCUGCUUCACGGCCAGGAGAUGCGCGAGCUGCACCGCCGCCUCGACUACGAUACCAAACUGCAGGACUUCCUCGCAGUCAAGGCGCAGCGCCGCGUCAUGGCCGACCUCGAGGCUAGGGAGGCGCAAAAGAAACAAAUGCAACGAGAGGCGACAGAGAAGAUGAUCGAGUCAUACCACAGUAUCCUACAGAAGAUCAAGGAGUUUUCCGGUGAGGACGACGUGGACAGGCUAGCUGCACAGUUUCUCAAACAGGAGGAGGAAAACUUCGCUUUGUUUAAUUACGUCAAUGAGCUGAAUAACGAGUUAGAGGCGCUGCAGGACCAAGUGGAUGUUCUGAAGACGCGCAUAGAUGAGCAGAGGGCGCUGAACCGGCAGCGGGCACAACAGCAGCAAGACUGCCUGGCAGAUCUGCGGUCGCAGCUGGAGGAGAGGACGAAGGAGGCGCAGGACACGGAGGACGUCCUGAAGGAUCGCAAUGAUGUCCUCAGCAAGGUGCUCGAGGGCAUAGAGCGCAUAUUCUCCCUGGCACACUGUGCGCAGUCACCCGUCUUGCAGCUACUGGGUGAGUUCAUCUACAUCUACAUCUACAACCUCUCGAUAUACCACAGCAUCAUCCGCAAAAAGCCUCAGUGAACUUCCGAUGUCAUCCACAAGGUC
Molecule: messenger RNA, 1353 nt
Organism: Schistocerca americana (American grasshopper)
Lineage: Eukaryota; Metazoa; Arthropoda; Insecta; Orthoptera; Acrididae
Gene: Ccdc114
Product: coiled-coil domain-containing protein 63
Exons: 8
Source: RefSeq, a predicted model, not a curated record